This is a messenger RNA of Penicillium digitatum Pd1, 2319 nucleotides long. RefSeq names its product transcription factor domain-containing protein. Lineage: Eukaryota; Fungi; Ascomycota; Eurotiomycetes; Eurotiales; Aspergillaceae. Gene Ontology annotation, biological process: regulation of DNA-templated transcription; DNA-templated transcription. The record is from RefSeq and is a predicted model, not a curated record. Gene Ontology annotation, molecular function: DNA-binding transcription factor activity, RNA polymerase II-specific; zinc ion binding; DNA binding.
AUGACGUCGGGCGCAUUCCCGGCUCCUGCACUGCUUUCCGCUCCGCCGAGCAGACCUGACAGCGAAAUGCGAAUGUCUCAUUUACUGCAGCCUAUGCCCUCAGCCGGGCCGACGACAUCACCGUACCCGCGCUUUUAUGAUUCUGCCUCAGUCUCUUCCGGUGAGACUGCGCUUCCCGAUGCGCCACCAAUGAACUCAGUCUACCAAACCAGCCCCGGACAUGGGCAACAGACCGCCGCGCAACUACAACAGAAGCGCGCGUAUCGCCAGCGUAGAAAAGACCCUAGUUGCGAUGCUUGUCGCGAGCGUAAGGUCAAAUGCGACGCAUCCGAGUCGUCCAGCUGCACCGAAUGUAACAAUCGCAGGGUCCGCUGUCAGUUUACCAAAGAGACGAACCGCCGCAUGUCAUCUAUCAAACAGGUCCAGGAUCUGGAGAAGCAGUUACAGAAUACCAAACAGCAAUUGCAGCACUUGCAGACUGGCAUGAUGCGGCCGGAUCGCAUGGUGGAUGUGGAUGAAGGCAUCUCGCAGCCGAUGAUCAAGUUGCCUGAGAUCGAAUAUCGACCCGUGCGCCGUUCGAAGGCGCCCAUCCCACAGGAUUUCUCCGAGGUGCGGUCUAAUAUCCGAUAUUACGGCCAUGGCAUCUUGAAGGUGCCCACCCCAUACCGCCAAAAGGGUGCAGAGUCAUUGGUGACUGGCAAUGCGCCGGAGCUGCCGCCAAAGGAUCUAGCCGAUCAUCUACUGGCCCAAUAUCUGGGUUGCAUUCACGCGGUACUUCCGGUGCUCCAUUGGCCCAUUUUUAUCGCAGAUUAUGAGAGGGUUUAUCGGUCGGGGUCGUUGUUGGGUGUCUCGACUGAAUGGGCGGCUGUACUGUUUGGUGUGUUUGCCUGCGGCGCCAUCCACACGAACGAGGCCAAUCGGGAGGAGGAAGGCAAGAAAUACUUACGCACAUCCUGUGCGAUUAUUGAUGUUUGGCACGAUAACUUCAAUUUGGAUCGGGCUCGCGCGGCGCUGCUGGCAAGCAUAUUUCUCUACGAGGUCAAUUCGAAGUCGGCUAGUUGGGUGUGGAUUGGCUCGGCAGUACGUGUGGCUCAAGAGAUAGGGCUGCACAUCAACUCCGGACCGUGGCCUGCAGUCGAAGGGGAGAUGCGGAAGCGUGUUUGGUGGGGAUUAUACACCUGGGACCGACUACUGGCGCUUGAGAUGGGGAAGCCAGUGUUGAUCAACGAUCAAGAUUGCGAUAUCGAUCUACCAUGUCCCGUGGACGAACAGUACAUCACAGAAGGAGGCAAGAUUCUGGAAAGUCAGCCAACCACACCAUUGCUAGCUACGAUCCACGUCGUCCGGUCCAUCGGCCAACUCACGCGCACCCUACGCUCAGCAACCAUUAGCCCCGCCACCCUUGAGACCUUCGAACUCCACUUCAACACCUGUCUUGCAACGUUCCCAUCUCAAUUCCACCCCAAGACCGACCAAGAUCUUGACCCCCGCUCCCUCGCCCCGGUAAUCUACCUCCAAAACGCCCGCCUCCUUCUCCACCGCCACAACAUCUCCCCCUUCUGCCCCGACAUCGUCCGCACCUCAGCAAUGGACUAUUGCGUCUCAACGGCCCUUGACACGGCCAACAUCCUCGCCCGCUGCAUGCGCAACUACUCAACACACCCAGACCCACCAUGUAUCAACGAUCCCCGCUCUCACUUCGCCUCCUCCGCGGGUUCCCUCCUCUGCACACACAUCUGGCGCUGCACGCUCCUCCUCCUCUUCCGAGGCGAGUACGCCGGUGCUCUUGUCUGUGUACAAGCACUCUCAUCAAUCGGCGACAUGCGCACUGUGAACGCCGCCUGCGGGCGAUACCUCGCCUUCUUCCUACGGCGUCUGCUCGUUCGCAUCCAGCCAUCUGAGGGCAACUUCUCCGAUGUCGACCACGACGAAGAAUUGAUGGCAUAUGUCUCGGGCGACAUGCAAGGAACUAGCGACGGCAGCUGGAUAUGGCACGGAUCCGAGACGGGGUCUCAAUUGGAGAGGAUGGGGAUGGGUGUCUCGACGCUGACAUCAUCUCAUAAUCGAACGGAAAUGAAGAUGGAUGUCGGGUGGGAGGGUUGGGGUUGGGUUGAGAAGACUGUGCAAGAUCUUUUUUCUAGGCAGCAUCAGCAUCAAAAACAACAGCAGCAGAUUGCUUUUGGGCAGCGGGAUGUUCCAAUGGGACAGCCGAUUUUGGAGACGUCUUCUUCUUCUACUCUUGCGCCAGAAUCCACUUCUGAUACAGACAGACGGUCGAGCUCGGCACAUUCACGCAUGACGAUUGCUAGCAUCAUUUGA